Messenger RNA from Macaca mulatta (Rhesus monkey), 14290 nucleotides. It is a transcript of the gene PLA2R1, whose product is annotated as phospholipase A2 receptor 1. The record is from RefSeq and is a predicted model, not a curated record. Lineage: Eukaryota; Metazoa; Chordata; Mammalia; Primates; Cercopithecidae.
AGAAUCCGGGUGGUUUGCAAACCCGGAUGUCAGGCUCCUUGUCCUGGAGAUUCCCAAAUCGCUCACCCACAACUCCUCUUCGGCCUCCCCCGGAAAGGAGAGAGCGGGGCUGCGAACUGGAAGAGCAGGGAGUGUGCGCUGGGCAGCCUCACUGCUCCUGUCCCCACCCCAAAGGCAGGAAUUUCUGGGAUGGGCAGAUGGCUCACCCCUCCUCCUCCUCCUUCCUCAAGCCGCAGUGGGUAGGGCGGGGAAAACGCGGGGGACUUUCCCGCGUCCCAGCCAGAGCCCCGAGUGUCCGUUCACUGUGGCGACAGGGGUGGCGGAGUGGGUCUCCAGGGCCCGGGAGUGUCGAGGCCGCCGGAGGGGUGGGGCGCGGAGGAGGCUGCGGAUCCGCCUCCGCGCUGCAGGGCCGGGUGCUUGGGGUGCGGCUGUGGGCUCCCGGGACAAGGGGCGCCCGGCGAGCCCAGUGGUUAGCGAUGCUUCUGUCGCCGUCGCUGCUGCUGCUGUUGCUGCUGCUACUGCUGGGGGCGCCGAGGGGCUACGCUGAGGACGUGGCGGCGGCGCUCACCCCCGAGCGGCUCCUGGAGUGGCGGGAUAAAGGGCUAUUUAUUAUCCAAAGUGAGAGUCUGAAGAAAUGCAUUCAAGCAGGUAAAUCGGUACUGACCCUGGAGAACUGCAAGCAAGCAAACAAGCACAUGCUGUGGAAAUGGGUUUCAAACCAUGGCCUCUUUAACAUAGGAGGCAGCGGUUGCCUGGGCCUGAAUUUCUCUGCCCCAGAGCAGCCCUUAAGCUUAUACGAAUGUGACUCCACCCUCAUUUCCUUGCGGUGGCGCUGUAACAGGAAGAUGAUCACCGGCCCGCUGCAGUACUCCGUCCAGGUGGCGCAUGACAACACAGUGGUGGCCUCACGGAAGUAUUUUCAUAAGUGGAUUUCUUAUGUGUCAGGUGGUGGAGACAUUUGUGAAUAUCUACACAAAGAUUUGCACACAAUCAAAGGGAACACCCAUGGGAUGCCGUGUAUGUUUCCCUUCCAGUAUAACCAUCAGUGGCAUCAUGAGUGUACCCGUGAAGGUCGGGAAGAUGACUUAUUGUGGUGUGCCACGACAAGCCGUUAUGAAAGAGAUGAAAAGUGGGGAUUUUGCCCUGAUCCCACCUCUGCAGAAGUAAGCUGUGAUACUAUUUGGGAGAAGGACCUCAAUUCACACAUUUGUUACCAGUUCAACCUGCUUUCAUCUCUCUCUUGGAGCGAGGCACAUUCUUCAUGCCAGAUGCAAGGAGGCGCUCUGUUAAGUAUUACAGAUGAAACUGAAGAAAAUUUCGUAAGGGAGCACAUGAGCAGUAAGGCAGUGGAGGUGUGGAUCGGUCUCAAUCAGCUGGAUGAACACGCUGGCUGGCAGUGGUCUGAUGGAACACCGCUCAACUACCUAAAUUGGAGCCCAGAUGUAAAUUUUGAGCCAUUUGUUGAAAAUCACUGUGGAACAUUUAGUUCAUUUAUGCCAAGUGCCUGGAGGAGUCGGGAUUGUGAGUCCACCUUGCCAUAUAUAUGUAAAAAAUAUCUAAACCACACUGAUCAUGAAAUAGUCGAAAAAGAUGCGUGGAAAUAUUAUGCUACCCACUGUGAGCCUGGCUGGAAUCCCUACAAUCGUAAUUGCUACAAACUUCAGAAAGAAGAAAAGACCUGGCAUAAGGCUUUGCGUUCCUGUCAGGCUGAUAACAGUGCAUUAAUAGAUAUAACCUCAUUAGCAGAGGUGGAGUUUCUUGUAACCCUCCUUGGAGAUGAAAAUGCAUCAGAAACAUGGAUUGGUUUGAGCAGCAAUAAAAUUCCAGUUUCCUUUGAAUGGUCUAGUGACUCUUCAGUCAUCUUUACUAAUUGGCACACACUUGAGCCGCAAAUUUUUCCAAAUAGAAGCCAGCUGUGUGUCUCAGCAGAGCAGUCUGAGGGACACUGGAAAGUCAAAAAUUGUGAAGAAACACUUUUUUACAUUUGUAAAAAAGCAGGCCAUGUCCUCUCUGAUGCUGAAUCAGGAUGUCAAGAGGGAUGGGAGAGACAUGGUGGAUUCUGUUACAAAAUUGACACAGUCCUUCGAAGCUUUGACCAAGCUUCCAGUGGUUAUUACUGUCCUCCUGCACUUGUAACCAUUACAAACAGGUUUGAACAGGCUUUUAUUACCAGUUUGAUCAGUAGUGUGGUAAAAAUGAAGGACAGUUAUUUUUGGAUAGCUCUUCAAGACCAAAAUGAUACAGGAGAAUACACUUGGAAGCCAGCAGGGCGGAAACCUGAGCCGGUGCAGUACACACACUGGAACACACACCAGCCCAGCUACAGUGGUGGCUGUGUUGCCAUGCGAGGAAAGCAUCCACUUGGUAGCUGGGAAGUGAAGGACUGUCGGCACUUUAAGGCAAUGUCCUUGUGCAAGCAGCCAGUUGAAAAUCAGGAAACAACAGAGCAUGAAGAGAGAUGGCCCUUUCACCCCUGCUAUUUGGACUGGGAGUCAGAGCCUGGUCUGGCCAGUUGCUUCAAGGUAUUUCAUAGUGAAAAAGUUCUGACGAAAAGAACAUGGAGAGAAGCUGAAGCGUUUUGCGAAGAAUUUGGAGCUCAUCUUGCAAGCUUUGCCCAUAUUGAGGAAGAGAAUUUUGUGAAUGAGCUCUUACAUUCAAAAUUUAACUGGACAGAAGCAAGGCAGUUCUGGAUUGGAUUUAAUAAACGAAACCCACUGAACGCUGGCUCGUGGGAGUGGUCUGAUAGAACUCCUGUUGUCUCUUCGUUUUUAGACAAUAAUUAUUUUGGAGAAGAUGCAAGAAACUGUGCUGUUUAUAAGGCAAACAAAACGUUGCUGCCCUUACACUGUGGUUCCAAGCGUGAAUGGAUAUGCAAAAUCCCAAGAGAUGUGAAACCCAAGAUUCCCUUCUGGUACCAGUACGAUGUACCGUGGCUCUUUUAUCAGGAUGCAGAAUACCUUUUUCAUACCUUUGCCUCAGAAUGGUCGAAUUUUGGGUUUGUCUGUAGCUGGCUGCACAGUGAUCUUCUUACAAUUCAUUCUGCACAUGAGCAAGAAUUCAUCCACAGCAAAAUAAAAGCGCUAUCAAAGUAUGGUGCAAGCUGGUGGAUUGGACUUCAAGAAGAAAGAGCCAAUGAUGAAUUUCGCUGGAGAGAUGGAACACCAGUGAUAUACCAGAAUUGGGACACAGGAAGAGAAAGAACUGUGAAUAAUCAGAGCCAGAGAUGUGGCUUUAUUUCUUCUGUAACAGGACUCUGGGGUAGUGAAGAGUGUUCAGUUUCUAUGCCUAGUAUCUGUAAGCGAAAAAAGGUUUGGCUCAUAGAGAAAAAGAAAGAUACACCGAAACAACAUGGAACGUGUCCCAAAGGAUGGCUAUAUUUUAACUAUAAGUGCCUUUUGCUGAAUAUCCCCAAAGACCCAAGCAGUUGGAAGAACUGGACGCAUGCUCAACAUUUCUGUGCUGAAGAAGCAGGGACCCUGGUCGCCAUUGAAAGUGAGGUGGAGCAAGCUUUCAUUACUAUGAAUCUUUUUGGCCAGACCACUAAUGUGUGGAUAGGUUUACAAAAUGAUGAUUAUGAAACAUGGCUAAAUGGAAAGCCUGUGGUAUAUUCUAACUGGUCUCCAUUUGAUACAAUAAAUAUUCCAAAUCACAGUACCACUGAAGUUCAGAAACACAUUCCUCUCUGUGCCUUGCUCUCAAGUAAUCCCAAUUUUCAUUUCACUGGAAAAUGGUAUUUUGAAGACUGUGGAAAGGAAGGCUAUGGGUUUGUAUGUGAAAAAAUGCAAGAUACUUCUGGACGUGGUGUAAAUACAUCUGAUAUGUAUCCAAUGCCCAAUACCUUAGAAUAUGGCAACAGAACUUACAAAAUAAUUAAUGCAAAUAUGACUUGGUAUGCAGCAAUAAAAACCUGCCUGAUGCACGGAGCACAGCUGGUCAGCAUCACAGACCAGUAUCACCAGUCCUUCCUCACUGUUGUCCUCAACCGGCUAGGAUACGCCCACUGGAUUGGACUGUUCACCACAGAUAAUGGUCUUAAUUUUGACUGGUCUGAUGGCACCAAAUCCUCUUUCACUUUUUGGAAAGACGAGGAGUCCUCCCUCCAUGGUGACUGCGUUUUUGCCGACACCAACGGACGCUGGCAUAGCACAGCCUGUGAGUCAUUUCUGCAAGGUGCCAUUUGUCAUGUGCCCCCUGAAACAAGACCAUCUGAACACCCAGAGUUGUGCUCCGAAACAUCUAUUCCCUGGAUAAAAUUUAAAAGUAAUUGCUACAGUUUUUCUACAGUCCUAGACAGUAUGAGUUUUGAGGCUGCUCAUGAAUUUUGCAAAAAGGAAGGUUCUAAUCUUUUAACAAUCAAGGAUGAGGCUGAAAAUGCAUUUCUCCUAGAAGAGCUGUUUGCUUUUGGUUCUUCUGUCCAGAUGGUUUGGUUGAAUGCUCAAUUUGAUGGUAACAAUGAAACCAUAAAGUGGUUUGAUGGAACUCCCACAGACCAGUCAAACUGGGGCAUUCGGAAGCCAGACACAGACUACUUCAAGCCCCAUCAUUGUGUUGCCCUGAGGAUCCCGGAAGGAUUAUGGCAGCUAUCCCCGUGUCAAGAAAAAAAGGGCUUUAUAUGUAAAAUGAAGGCAGAUAUUCGCACUGCAGAGGAGCUGCCAGAAAAAGGACCAAGUCACAGCAUCAUUCCUCUUGUGGUAGUCCUGACACUCAUAGUCACUGUGGCCAUUUGCACUCUUUCCUUCUGCAUCUACAAGCAAAACGGUGGUUUCUUCGGGAGACUUGCAGGGUUUCAGAAUCCUUACUAUCCUGCAACCAACUUUAGUACGGUACAUUUAGAAGAAAAUAUUCUCAUUUCUGAUCUUGAGAAGAGUGACCAAUAAUAAUGAGGUCAGAGAAUGUCCCAGCCACCAGGGUGAGUAAAGAAGACUAAACAGGAGUCUCAUCUGCCUUUCCCUUUACAGCCCACAUGCUAUUAGAAUGUGAAUUGGGUCACUAUUUUAAUUAUUCUUGAAGUGAUUACUGGUUUUGAAUUUUAACCAAAUCAGAUGGGUUUUGAUUUAUUCAUUUCCCUAAACUGUGAUCCAUUCUUAAAAAGGGGAAAUUAUGCAUUGGUUAUUUUUCAGAAAGACAAGAACUAUUAAAAGAAACUCCCUAUUGAAAAUUCUCAAAUCAAUAUGAGUAAUAGUUUUUGCAUUAAUGUGUCUCUACUAAAAUUUGGGGGAUUAAAACUAAUCUGGUAUCUAUUCAGACAUUUACCCACACUUAUACCAUUAAGAAAGACAGAAAGAAGCAAAAAACAAUUAAUCUUGUAUAUGAGAGGAAAAGGAAAGGGCUUCUGAGAGGAUUCUUAGUUGUUUCUUUUGAAUUCACUUUUAAUAGCAGGAUUUGAAAAAUACUAAUUUCUAUGCUUAAGGAUCACAGGUUCUGGGCUCUCAACUGAUAUGUAAGGUGACAUUCAUUUUUAUUAGGUCUAACAUCUCAAGCUAAAGGAGAAAAAAAUACCUUCUUUUAAAUGGCAAAGACCUUCGUUAGCAGCACACUUUUAUAAACAACCAUAUAGUUAAAAUGUGGCCUUAAACCUUCAAUUACUAAAUGAUUACUAAGUUGGAUAUUUUAAAAUGUCUUAUAGAUAAGCUUAAAGUAAUAUAUUGAAACUUUAACAGUUGUACUGUUAAAACUCAUGGACUUUCUGAAAAACUAAAGAUGUAGAAUAAUAUCUAACACUCUUAACAACUGGAAGAUAUAAAAUGUAACUUGGAUUUAAAGGGGAAGAGCUAAAGAUCUGAAUUAUAGUUUCAUUAGAACCAGACAGACGAUUGUUGAGAAGUACUAAAUAAAUUAGUAAUCUAGAUAUCUUUAUUAUGUAAAUGAGUUUAGGUGUUCUAUUUAAUAAGCUAUUUUCUGGGAACCAUCUCCUUUUAUAUUAGUCUACUUAGUGUAGAUGGUAAAUAAUGAUUAUGAUACUGUCUGUAAAUAAAAAAUUACAGAUUUUAUUUUCCUUUUUUAGUUCCUUAUAAAGAAAACAGCUUCAUAAUCAAUAUCUAAAAAUGUACUCAUUACAUAACUGUUUAUUGGAUUUUAUCAAGAAAAAAGUGUAAUGGGCAUGGUGGCAUGCACCUGUAGUCCCAGCUACUUGGGAGGCUAAGGGAAGAGAACAAACUGAGCCCAGAAGUUGGAGGCUGCAGUGAGUUAUGGUUGCUCCACUGCACUCCAGCCUGGGCAACUGAAUGAGACCCCAACUCAAAAAAAGUGCUGUUCUAGAAACAGAGAUGCUAAGGUGAGCAACUUGGGGUAAGGGCUAUCUUUUCAUGGCACUUAUUUUCUAAUGAGGGAAAACUGACAGUAACUCAGUAAAGAAAUGCAUAUGCAGAAAAUAGCAAGUGGUUAUGAAAAUGAAGUAAAGUUCCAUGAUAGAGAGAAACUGCGGGCUCUCAGGGCCUCCCUGAGAGUGUGCAUUUUAAUUAUUACAACCAACUGCCUCAAAACCAGUGGCCACUAGUCACAAGGGGGAGCUCUGAGAGAAAGUAUGAAUGAAUUUCUAGGAGGCAAACCAUCAUCAUUAGAAAUACAAUUUGAAGAGAAUACCACUAAGAAUGGAAUCCUUGUGGCCUGCAGCAGUUAACCCAGCUUCCAAAAGCAGCUCUUUGCUACUGUUAUAAUAAUUUACACACUGAGACAGUCUACUUCCAUAAUUUUUUAAGUAUUGGGACUUCAUUUUUUAAAAGAUAUUAUAUGAUGUGGCAGUUGCGUAUUUAUGACUCAAAAGAAUAAUUGGCUUGAACUCACCAGAUGGUAUAAAAGCCCAAUUUAACAAUCUUUUGAGUGGAAUUAAAGUUCUGUUCUUUUCAAUGGACUUGUAAAAACUGCUAAUCAACCAGCCUUCCUGUCAGGGUAUAUAGUCACACAUAGUAAUUUGACAAAACACACCAUUCGGAAAGUGACUUUGCAGAAAUAAGCAGUAUUGCUUGUCAAUGAUCCAUGCUUUGGUGUUUAGUAUUGAACAACACCUCCGGAGAAUCUGGACCCAUGGACAGAUCACACACUUCUUGCCAUUACUGAAUUUGCAGAAAUAGCACUGAAGUAUUCUGCUACACUUAUAUAUAUGCAAUUUUUUUGACAUUUUUUUUCACUUUUUUUUUUUUUUUUUAUGGAGUCUCGCUCUGUUGCCACGCAGGAGUACAGUGGCUUGAUCUCAGCUCACUGCAACCUUCGACUGCCUGGUUCAAGCGAGUUUCCUGCCUCAGCCUCCCGAGUAGCUGGGAUUACAGGCGCACACCACCACGCCUAGCUAAUUUUUGUAUUUUUAGUAGAGACAGGGUUUCACCAUGCUGGCCAGGAUGGUCUCAAUCUCCUGACCUCGUGAUCCACCCACCCCAGUCUCCCGAAGUGCUGGGAUUACAGGCAUGAGCCGCCGCACCCAGCCUCAUGUGUAUUUUUAAUCUGAACUAGAUUUUGUAGCUAUAAGACGAAAAGAAAAAAAAAGUAGCAGGUAAUGGGUAUAUUAUACACUAUUUUGGUGAUGGUUACACCAGACUUUACCACUACAUACUGUAUUUAUGUAACAAAAUUACACUUGUACUCCUUACAUUUAUGCCAAAAAAACAGCAGGAUCACAAAUUCACACAUAGAUAAUGUGCCCUUUCAAAAGUCAAUUAUUUUCUAUAACUAAUUUGAGCAUCUUUAUAGACUCUGAGUAAUGGAAAUUCUUGGGUUUUUCCAUUUAACAGUAUCUUGGGCUCUUACAAUUACAACAGUCUUCUUUCAGGUUUAAAUGUUUACUGAAUGUUCACUUAAACAUUGUCUUUUGGAGUUUCUUUACUCUUUUCAAAAUGGUGGUUGCAUAUAUGAGAACUUGCUGUGUCCUGAUAGUGUUGAGGGGAGAAGGUGAUAACUUACGGUGGAUGUAUGUUAGCUGAUGUCCACUGAGAAUAGCUGUCUGGCCUCACUCUUGGGAAUUCUGCUGGCACCUGCUGUUAAGUCUGCAGUUGCUGUAAUCUGUAGUCUGUUCUCUUUGAUUUGGCCUCAUUCUGGCUGUCCCUGGUGCUGUCUUAUCUCAUGAGAAGUGACUGUGUCUCCUGUUGAAUUCCCUAUCUGGACACUGCAGUUCUUGGCUACAAGGCAGUCACUUCACCCCUGCAGUGGUGAGAUCCUAUUAGCUACCAUUAGCUACUCUUUUAGUACAGAAAGGCAAAAUGCCCUAGCAAACAAUCCCACAGUCUUGGUGGAUUAACACAGCAAAGGUUUAUUUCUCACCCACACCUCCAUGGGCUGGCAAGAGGACUUUGCUCUAUUCAGUCAUUCAUGGGUCCAUGCUCCUCCUAUAUAGCCAGCCCUCUGUCUCCUAAGGCCUGGAGUCCUCCAUGGGCCUCCAAUCUGUGGCUGACAGAGGAUGUUAACUUGAGACCCAUCUUUGAUUCAUUAUGGAGCUUCCACAGGCUGUUGAAAUACAUCCUCUAAGUCAACAGUCUUCGAACUGGGGACACAUGCCUUAGGAAUACAGGAGCAUGGGUAUUUUAAGAAACUUAAUUUCCAGAAUCUUCAUGUAUAUUUUUUUCUUAUAACUGAUUUGCCUGAGAGCACACCUGGUUCUUCUUUCCCACCUCUCUUUACACAAAUGCCUUUCUCUACCUUUAAAAAGAAAAAGAAAUGGCUUUCAUUUCAGAUCUUACUAUGGGAAAAUCCUCCAUGGCUCCAAAGAAAAAUAUUCAAAGUAUUGAUGUCAGUGAAGCUUCUUUUAAUAAAGAAAUCAUAAACUCAUUCUGUAGAUCCUCAUGUCUUUUUCUGUGUUAGAACAUUUUUCUGUUAAAGUUGAAGCAAUGACUUAGAAAUGAGUUAUUUUGCCCCAUGUUCAUAUUCUGAAUUAAUAUGUAUUAUACAGUGGAACAGCUGGAGUGCUAACCACCUUCAUUUGAGAAUUUAUCUCAUCUAUUACCUGACUAUUGUCAGAGAACAUGCUAUAGAAAAAGUCUGGUGAAAGCAAAGUGAAGUGUGUGUUGCUAAGAACCUAACAUAUUAUGUUAUCCAGAAGAAAGUCCCAAGGCUUGAUUUAUCUUAGAUUUCUAUGUGAGUUGUGAGGAUCAGUAUUAACAAGCUUCUUUGAACUGAAAAAUGAAUUCAGACCUUUUCUGAACUUUUUUUUUAUUUGGCUCAUUGGUUUGACAACAAGGAUUGACUUUACCCAUUUAAGUUUCAUGAUGAACAUUUUGUGUUAAUUGAAUGAACUAAAUCUGCUGCUCUUGUGUUCUGAUUAAAGCUUGUAAUAUGAUAAAGGCAUUUUAAUAGAAAAUAGUAUUGACCGAACUAUAAUGAAUUGAUAUUUUACUUUUCCCAGCCUUCAUUUGUAUAUUAGGUAAAGCAAGGUGCCUGUAAGUGAGACAGUAACAGGCAUAAUGAACAGUUACUUGAAGGGUCUUAGUAAAGCCUUUUAAUUUUACUUGUAGGAAAUUGACAUGAAUCAUUCUAAUGACUGGGUAACAAAUCAUUUUGCAAGUAGGGUGCUUCCAGUUCUUUGUGUUACAAAAAACUGAAGGAGGACAUAAUCAAACAGUUAGCUGAUAGAUGAUAGAAAAAUUUUUUAAUGUAGAAUCACUGAUUUUUUUUUGGCACCUAUGAGAAAGGAAUUCAAAUAAUAGAGGGAUAUCGUUAUAACAAACCUCCUUUUAUUCCCAUCUACCUAUUUAAUAUGAACAAAGUUUCCAUGUUAAGAUAAGUUAGAGUAUGCUGUGGAAACAAACCCUGCAAUACCAGUGGUUAAAAACAAAACUCAGAAGUUAAUUUAUUGAUCAUGCGAAGCCUGCUAUGGUCAGGACGCUUGCCUCCAAGCAGUAGCUCACAGGUCCAGGCUGUGUCCUACCUCCAGAACAUGGGGCUUCCAGUGCUGCUUUGGCACUAGAGAACUGUUAAGUUCCCGGGUUCAGGAAGAAACACUUGGCACUUCCACUCGUGUGUCAUUGGCUGGAACUAGUCACAUGACCUAAGCUAACUGAAAGGAAGUCCAGGAAGUCUUCUGCUUUGUGUGCUCAGGAAAAAGAGGAUAACUGACUACAGUUAGCACCAGCAAUUUCUACCAGAGUUUCUCAGCAUGUAUACCUACAAAAAAAGGAAAGAGAGAACGGAAUUGAUGCUGAAGCUUGAUUUAUACUAGUAAUUUUUAACUAAUGCUAAUUAAUUUUUAUCUGUGAUACAUCCAUUUCAUUAAGAGAUCCAUUUGCUAUCAUUUUAGUUGGACAUAUACUGAUCUUAUUUUAAUCUUUGUAACAUAUUUAUUUUGUUCUGAUCAAUUGUAUACUAACAAUAAUUGAAAUGACAACUCAAUGUAGAAGAAAAUGUAUAAUACUUAGAGCCUAUGUUCACAGGGACUUCUUAAAAAAUAAUUUUAAUUUAUAUACAUAUUUUUACUGCAGGAAAAUAUGAUAAGGUAAUGAAUAAAAUAUUUCACAAAUAAAAGUAUAUUUCAUUAGGAUAAAAUUCUGGGGGGGAGUUGGAAUGGAAAUACAAGAUUAAAAGAAAGUAAUAUCUCUGACUGCUGUGUAUUUCUAUUUUUAAAUAGAUUAUGAUAGAACUCAAAUUGUUGUAGUAUCUCCAGUCAAAGGAACUUAGGCUUCUUGAGAAAGUAGUUGAUUGCAGGUCUAAGGCAGGAAAACACAAGAUGAAACUGGAAUAUCUUGUGACGGCAGAAAAUAAGGAGGUGCUCACAGAAAGAUGGGGCAUGUCCAAAGGGCACAGGAACCAACCUGAAGGAGCUCUCCAGUGGAAAUGUUGGAACAAUUUGAGCAAAAAAUAAAAAAUGAUAAUAUUGGAUUAUAACCCAUACAAUACAUAUCUGUGUGUCCAUACUGAUGUAAACAAUUGAAUGAGUGAAUGAAAGAAUGAAAAGAAGACACAGUUCUUCUCCCCAGCAAAUUCCAAUUAAUAAAUGUAGAAGAAAUGGGAGAAACAAAAAUCACUAUCAGGAAAACACAACAAUAAUAAUUGUUGUUGGCAAGACCUACAAGUUGGUGCAAAAGUUAGGGGGUGAAUGUUUGAGGAGAAACAGAAUAUUUGCAUAACCUUACAGUAUUCCCCCCAAAAUAAUCACUAAUUACAAAGGGAAAGUAAUAACUUUACAGUAAAGAAACUUCUUUAAUCAAGGGAUCAAGGUUAACAGAAGCAGUAAUAAGCCACAUCAGCAUCAUGUACCCCCUGGUAUGGCACUGAGGAGGGCACAUGACUUCUUUGGUAUCCUCCCCAAAAUGCAUAAUCUCAACUUAAUCAUGAAAAAACAUUAGAUAAAUCCAAGUUGAGGGACAUUCCACAAGAUAAAUGAUCACUUCAAAAGUGUCCAGGUCAUGAAAGAAAGGAAAGAUUGAGGAAAUGUCAAGGAUUGGAGGACACUAAAGAGACAUGACAACUACAUGCAAGUUGAAAUCCUAAACUGGAUCCUGGAACAGAAAAUGGACUUUAUGGGAAAAUGGGAAAGUAAAAUAAAGUCUGUGGCUUAAUUAAUAGUAUUGUACCAGUAUUAGUUUAUUUGUUUUGAUGAUUAUACCAUGGUUUUGUGAGAUGUACCGUUAGAAGAAGCUGAGGGAGGCUGUACAGGAACUCUCUGGACUAAGUUGGCAAUUUUUCUAUAAACCUAAAAUCAUUUCAAUAUACAAAGUUAACAUUUUGCUAUGAUAUUAUUCCAUUGGCUAUAUUAAAAGGGCGAUAAGGCACUUUUAUUUUUACACGUCAUUAUUUAUAAUAUUCUGAAAAUUGCAUCCUAAUUAUAAAAAAUUUUGGCUGUCAACUUAGAAAUUCGUGAAGCGAAAUGCCUUCUUUCACAAUUAUUUUAGCAAUUUUGUAUGCUAGCCAAAAAGUUUGAGGACCACUGCUAUAUGAUGUUUUUUCUCUCUUGUCUCAGAUGAGAAGCAGUGCAAAACCCUGUGUGUCUCCAACCUACCUAACACACCAUCCGCUGUAGGAUUAGGACCCAGACACAUCUUGCUGCAGGCCACACUGACUUCCAUCUGCUCUCUUUUCUCUGCAUUCUUCUUUUGUGUCACUUCCCUGUCUUAUCAGUACUUCUAAUUCUCAUACUCCUGCUUAUCCCCUACAACCUUAUGCCUUAGUAUUAAUAGGGUACGGCAGGGAAAAACUCACUUCAUUUCCAUUUUGUUCUUAGAGAAGAAAAAUUGGGAGACAUUUCCAAAAUGGCAUGUACAUCAUGAUUCUUAUUGCCAACAUUUAUUAGAAACUUUGACUGUAGUGAUUAUCAAGAUACAUGCCUGGACUAUUUAUUACCUCUUUCCCCACCUUUCAAAAUGAAGAUUUAGAGCAGGAGUUGGCAGGGCCAAAUCCAGCCUGCAGCCCAUUUUGGAAAUCAGGUUACUGGGACACUGCCAUUCCGCAUUCGCUCACAUACUGUGCAUGACUGCUUUCAUGCUUCCGUGACAGAGCUGUGUGGUUGCAACAGAGACCGAAUGGCCUGCAAAGCCUAAAAUACUUACUUUCUGGACCUUUACAGGAAGUUUGCCAACCCCUGAUUUAGAAAGUGAAAACCUAAAUGGGGAAGUCUUACAUACUUUAACGUAUCUUAGCAAGCACUGUUAUGUUAAUGUAUAUGGGCAGCACUUAAAAUAUAUUAAUAAACAAUUCUGAUCAGUAAACAUUUAUUUAGAGCCUAUUGUGGCCCAGAGAGUGUCAUGUGCUCGGAGGCUAUAAAUACCAAUAACACCCCAUCUCUCCCCUCAUGGAACUCAGUCUCGGGGAGAGGAAUAUGUAAAUGAUAAGUGCAAUGCAAUGUGACAUAAAUAAUAUCAAGAGGAAGAGAAUCAGAAAAAAAAAGGAGAGGAGACUGAUUAAUUCUGUCAGAAGUAGACAAAGCCUUAACAAUAUAAGUAAUAUGUAUUAAAUUGUAAGAAAUGUUAGAUAAAACAGCUUUCUUUAGUAUUUUUUGAGUUAGAAAGCAAGUUUUUAGCUUGGGGUCAGAAUAUUUUUAGAGAAAAAUUUUAAAAUGUGCCUAAAUCUGAAAUUCUGGAUUUAAAAAAGUGAAACUAUGCAUGUGCCUCUAAUACCUAAUGACGAAUUCUAAUUGCAGAAGAAUGCCAAUAACUGAAACCACAAAAUGAGCCCUACGUAUACCGGUGACCUUCUUUACUCAGAAUUAAUUAACACAAGCACUUGUUUCUUGCAGAGCACUUUGCUGUAAUUUAGAACAAAUUAAGGAAAAAAAUCAUUCAAGUGCUGUUUUCUUCACACCAUGAAGUAAGCAUGAUGGACCAAAGUUAACUCAUUUAAGAUAUUAUCAUCCAUUUUUUGUAAUUAUGAACAGCAAUAUCAUCUUUUUCCUUCAAAAAAAGAAAAAGACACCCUGAUCUAUGCUAUUUUCAGCUUGUUUCCUGUGCUUCUAUUUAUUAAUGGAAAUUGAUUUUUCAAGAUUAAUGUAAAAUGUGUUUAUGUUUCUCCCAUUAAGUCUCUUAUUUAUAUUAGAUUCAAUGUAUAUGUUCUGGAUAUUUUUCAAAUAAAUAUAUUUUUAAUAUAAUACAGCAAUUUGCAAAUUGUUAAAGGACCAUUUGUAAUGUUUUCUCCUGGCCCCCCCAGCCCUGAAACUGUAACUUUAUUAUUGUCUUCGCACAGUGGUUUGUGAAUUAACUUGAGCUCCUUGAGUUCCUACUUCUAAGAAAUUAUUUAAACUUUACUCUUUAUCUUCUUAGUAUACAGAGCUUGGUAGGAGCUGGAAACUCGACUCACAGAUUUAGGAAACAGUGAGUUCUUGUCCCUGUAGACAUCAGAACUGUGGGGAGGGAGAGAUAGAGAACCAGAAGGCAGUUGGCUGUAAGUAUUUGGCUUUAUUUCUGAGUUCUCUAUUCUGUUCCUUUGGUCUAUUCCUUUGUUCCUCUAUUCCUUUGACUAUUUUUAUACCAGUACCAUGCUGUUUUGGUGACUAUGGCCUUAUAGUAUAGUUUGAAGUCAGAUAAUGUGAUGCUUCCAGAUUUGUUGUUUUUGCUUAGUCUUGCUUUGGCUCUGUGGGUUCUUUUUUGGUUCCAUACGAAUUUUAGGAUUUUUUUCUAGUUCUGUGAAGAAUGAUGGUAGCAUUUUGAUGGGAAAUGCAUUGAAUUUUUAGAUUGCUUUUGGCAGUAUGGUCAUUUUCACAAUAUUAAUUCUACCUAUCCAUGAACAUGGUAUGUGUUCCCAGUCAUUUGUGUCAUGUAUGCUUUCUUUCAGCAGUGUUUUGUAGCUUUCCUUGUAGAGGUCUUUCACCUCCUUGGUUAGGUAUAUUCCUAAACAUUUUAUUCCUCCUUGUAAAUUAAUAAACUGACAUUGUGAUGUCCUC